Messenger RNA from Lachancea meyersii CBS 8951, 2328 nucleotides. The record is from the annotation of a GenBank genome assembly. Lineage: Eukaryota; Fungi; Ascomycota; Saccharomycetes; Saccharomycetales; Saccharomycetaceae.
AUGAAGGUACUUAUCUCCUUUUUCCGGAGGGUCCGGUCCGUCUUGGUGCUGUGCGGAACGGUCUCGCUGCUGCUAUACUAUACAUUCCAGAACGAAGUAAACACCCUGAACUCAUUUGCCGAGAACGAGUCGCUGCCGCAAAUAAAUAAACAGCUCCCGGUUGUCCCAGAUGCAGCAUCAGUGGCAAAUUUGGACUCACACGGUCUAAAACCUUAUUCAAACGCGAUGCUCGCGGAUCCAGACGAACAACUACGCGAUCCUAAAAAGUUGCUGGAAAAAAACCGGUAUUUUCCCUUGAUGCACAAGCAAAAGGACGUGCUAUCCAUAUAUUCAGAGCUAGAGCUCGAUGAACAGUCUGACUUGGCAGCUUUCAAGCCUCAGUACGCAGCACGGUAUGCCAGCUCGUUCAAAAACCCACUGGCAGCUCAUAAAAUCGCAAAAACGCUGCCGCGACUUCAGUCAGUAGAGUUUUCAGAAAGUGGUGGGUCGAAAGCCAUGGAAGAAAUGGCUUCCGCUGUGAGUGACCAAUUUAUGGCUUCGUGGAAGGCGUAUAGUCAUCUAGCUCUGGGCAGCGAUGUACUCAGACCCCUGUCCAAGAAUCCGGCUUCUAACGGUCUUUCUUGGGCCACAACCAUGUUGGAGUCCCUGGAUAUGCUCUACAUGCUCAACCAGACUGAGGAGAUCUCAAGAGUUUUGACUUUUAUUUCUGCUAUGGACUUUACCCAGUCAAAAGAGCUACUUAUUGACGUGCCCCAGAGCACCAAACGCAUUCUCGGCGCUUUAAUAUCUGCAUACGAGCUUUCGGACUAUCAAGAGACAAUUCUCUUAGCGAAAGCCACAGACCUGGCUGACCUCCUAAUGAGCGCCUUCAACACCCCCAAUCGUAUCCCACUCUUACACUUUCCAUGGAGUUCUAAGCUAAAUAAUCGAUUCCCAUUUCAGGACUCUAAUAUUGGCGAACUGGGAUCUCUUUCUUCCGAGUUUCUGCGUCUUUCGCAGCUGAAGAAAGACGAUCAGUACGUAAAAGCCGUGGAGCAUAUCUACGAGACUGCCUUCAAAUCCUUAGGCCAGUUCGACAUAGAUUAUCUGCUCCCGACUAAUGUUGACGCUACAGGCUGCCUCCUUAUACCCAAAGAAAGGCUAGAACACGGCGAACACGUCAAGACGAAUGUUAUGAAAAGCAUAAUGGAUGGAAAGUAUGUUCAUUGUCUUCAAACAGAGAAAUUUAGACCGGUUGCAGGUCCAAAAAGUCUCUUUUCUGCCCAUAACACGAGUUUACCGUUCUACAGUAACAUGGUAAAAUUCUACCAGCUUCUAAAUGGCGCCGACACAACAACCGACCUACAGCUGUCAAAGUUCAUGGUAAACAGCUUUGAUAGAAUUCGUCAGCUGAUGGUAUUCACCCCAGCUUUGCCUAAUCCAGACCAAGAAGAGCUGUCGUUCGUCAACUCGCUGUCUUCGGUUUCAUAUCACGACGCUCAGCAGAACGAACACGUUGUCAAAAUCAGUCCUGACUAUACUAUGCACCACUCCAGUUGCUCACUGGCUUCUAGUUUUGCACUUAUGGGGAAACUGCUGGAUGAUGACCGAUAUUUGAAUGAGGCCAAGGCCAUCACUAGGGGCUGUGCCCACAUGCACAAGCUGGUAGGAGGCAUGCCUGAAAGCGCACACGUUUCCAGUUGUGUACAGCGGCCUUGCGAUUUUGACAACCCUGAUGAAAAGUACCACAGACUGAAGGCGGAUCAACAAGCACCUGCUGCAGGAAUCAAAUUAGAGAAUGACAAUAACAAAGAAGUACAAUCUUCGGAAAGACCUUCGAAGAUUUACUUCUUUGAAGACGAAGAGCUGACGGACCCGGUUCGCCAUACCAGUUCCUGGUCCACUAAGACCAAUUUACCCAGGUUCAUCGAUGGGUCGAAUCCAAGAUACGAUUUGUCCGCCGAGACUAUUGAAUCAGUGUUCUAUCUGUACAGAAUCACCGGAGAUGACAUUUGGCGUCAGAUUGGAAGAGAAUUGUGGGAGUCGACGCUGCGGGCGGUCAAUCAACCUGCUGCGAAAGGAGUUGGUCAGAUUUCGGCUCUUGAGAAUGUUUUCACCGGUGAGAGGCUAGAUACAUUACCGGCCGACUGGUUUUCUAGAAACUUAAAGUUCUUUUACCUGCUAUUUCAAGACCCACAGCACUACUCUCUCGAUGAUUAUAUCUUCACAUGUGGUGGACAUUUACUCAGAAAACCAUCUGCGCCUCCAGCACAGGCGAAUGCUGAAAGUGGAAUCCCUCUCAGCUCGUUGCUGGAAAAAUUCAAUAUGGAAGCAUCAUCACAUUCUUGA